Messenger RNA from Hyposmocoma kahamanoa, 1257 nucleotides. RefSeq names its product probable protein arginine N-methyltransferase 6.1 (gene Art8). The record is from RefSeq and is a predicted model, not a curated record. The transcript has 7 exons. Gene Ontology annotation, biological process: peptidyl-arginine methylation. Gene Ontology annotation, cellular component: nucleus. Gene Ontology annotation, molecular function: protein-arginine N-methyltransferase activity. Bases 99 to 1229 code for a protein of 376 amino acids. NCBI's taxonomy places the organism in Eukaryota, Metazoa, Arthropoda, Insecta, Lepidoptera, Cosmopterigidae.
GAAGCCAAAUACCCAAAAAAAAGAAAAAAAAAGUGAUUUUCAUAUUUCUUUGAUAAUAACAAAUCUUGAAUAAUUGUAAGUGGCUAGACUUUUAUAAAAUGGAAGGGGAUCCUGGUCAGACUGAAUAUUUUUCAAGCUAUGAAGACUUAGAGGUUCAUAAACUAAUGUUAGAAGAUAAAUCACGAACAGAGACUUACCGUAAUGCUAUACUUAGCAACAAAGAUUAUUUCACAGACAAAAUAGUGAUGGAUGUGGGUUGCGGAACAGGCAUACUGGCUGUAUUCUGUGCACAGGCGGGAGCUAAGAAAGUCUAUGCUGUUGAAGCUAGCAGUUUGGCUAAUAUGGCUAAGGAGAUUGUUAAGGAGAAUGGAUAUGAUGAAGUUAUAGAAGUAAUUCAUGGUAAAGUAGAAGAUGUAGAACUUCCAGACAACAUUAAAGUGGAUGCCAUAGUCUCUGAAUGGAUGGGUUUCUACCUCCUCCAUGAAGGCAUGUUGGAUUCUGUCAUUGUUGCCAGGGACAAGUUUUUGAAGGAAGACGGCCAUAUAUUUCCAAAUACUGCUACCAUCUAUAUUGCUCCAUGUAGCGUACCAUCGUUGUACAGCGCUUGGUCAGACGUUUAUGGUGUCUCAAUGGCCACAUUCGCCAGGCAUCUUAGGAGUACAAAAUGUAAAAAGCCCGAGGUAUUAAUUGUGAAACCUGAAGACCUUCUAAGUGCAGAAGUCGCGGUGUGCUGGAUCGAUUUAAAAAAUGACAAAGUCGAGGACUUGAAUAGUUUUAGUAUUCAGCAAGUUAUACCAACAAAAACCAAAGGUCAAUACCAAGGACUUUGUAUAUGGUUUGACUGUACCUUUCCCUCAUUGACCAACAACCCCGGUGUGACCCUCGGAACUGGCCCAAUGGACUUACCAACGCAUUGGAAACAAACUGUGAUAGUGUUACCACAGGAACAUGAGGUUGAUGAAGGCGAGCCUAUAGCCUUUCAAUUGGAUAUAAAUAAAGAUACUCAAAAUUGUAGAAGGUAUAAUCUACAAUUGACACUCGUAGAUCCAGAAGAAGUCGAACAUCCGCUUCCGUGUGAUUGCCAUUACACAAAAUGUAUCCUAAUUAAAACCUACAUGUUGGCACAUCCGGAAAGGGAUGUACCUUGCAAUGGCAUCGUUGAUGAAAGUGUUCCAAUGCUGGAACAGGACGACGGAAUCGUCGAGGAAAACAUUGAUGACGACGGCUAAAUAUAUUUUUUUAUUGAUGAUUUGCAGU